Echinops telfairi (small Madagascar hedgehog) is the source of this 5462-nucleotide messenger RNA. RefSeq names its product zinc finger and SCAN domain containing 20 (gene ZSCAN20). Gene Ontology annotation, biological process: regulation of transcription by RNA polymerase II. Lineage: Eukaryota; Metazoa; Chordata; Mammalia; Afrosoricida; Tenrecidae. Gene Ontology annotation, molecular function: DNA-binding transcription factor activity, RNA polymerase II-specific; RNA polymerase II cis-regulatory region sequence-specific DNA binding. The transcript is spliced from 8 exons. Bases 1236 to 4376 code for a protein of 1046 amino acids. The record is from RefSeq and is a predicted model, not a curated record.
UCACGAGACCAAGUCCCUCGGAGAGACGGGAUUUGAACUGCUGACCUUGGGCAUCGCUACCCCAUGUGUAACCACUACACCCCUGCGCUCGCAUGGGGUCGUACCGGUAUUAGAGGCGGGAACUGCCUGCUGCAGGGACACAGGGUGGAGAGAAAACUGUGGGGAAGCAGGAGCUGGGCCGCGCAUGACGAGAGCGUGUCGAGAAACUUCAUGGGGGAGUGGCUUUUGCAGUGACAGCCGAAGGAUGGCAGGAAGACUUUCCCAUGGUCUGAGGGGCUUCAGAAAAAGGCCAUCAUCGCUCAGUUUCAUUUUCCACCAACUUUUUGGAGCCCCUGCAUAUAUGGAGAGCUAUAGGACAAGGCUUUUAGUUCUCAGCACUCUUGCUUGUUUUCUGGCAGCCUCGCGUCAGAUGGCCCCAGAUGCAAACGCCACCCUUCCUCUAUUCACAGUCAGCUGUGUCAGGCAGUGGGUAGCUCCCUUUGGCCCUAAAUCAUCUCGACUUGUUGGGAACGACACACAGAGGACCAGUGUAAGAUAACCCAGCACAGGGUGUUCAGGAUCCUCAAGCCCAGUCCUUCACUCAGCAAAUAUGUACUGAGAGCCUCCUGUGACUAGUGCCCUCUGCUUCUAGCAGGGGCCAACCCAACCCGCCAGCCAAACCCACUGCCAUCCAGCCAAUGCCGACUUAGAGGGACCCGACAAGACAAGGUAGAAGUAGAACUGCCCCAGUGUGUUUCUGAGACUAACUCUGCAUGAGAGUAGAAAGCCUCAUUUUUCGCCCGCAGAGCAACUGGUGGUUUCGAACUGCUAACUUGAGGGUUAGCAGUUCAAUGCAUUAUUCGCUACGCCACCCAAAGUGGAGGAGUAAGCUAUAUUCUUUGCCCUCCGUGAGGUUAUAAUCGUAGCAAGUGUCAGGCAGAACUAAGGUGGAAAUAAAGAGGAGAAAGGUGUUCCUUCAGGUGUGCACAGGAGGGUCAUUCCAUUUUAAAUCUGUUGUUUGCGGAAAUGGGUUUGUUGUAAUCUUCGGUUCAUGGCAAUCAAUCACAAGUUCCCUGUUGAGUGAUUCCCAAGUGUGCGAAGCUCCAUGCUGGGUUCUUCAGGAAGUCCGUGGUCUAGUGGAGAAGAUCCUUGGGGACAGACGCCUCUCUCAGGACCCGCCUGGGCAGGUACACGCUACAUGCAGGAAGAAGUCAGAAGAGGACAGUCCAGCAGAAGUGAGGCGCCCAGACUGCACCAUGGCUGUGGCCCUGGAAUUCCAGGCCCAGGACUCUCCCUUGCCAGAGCCUGAGGGACUCCUGAUCGUGAAACUGGAGGAAGACUCCUGGGGAUCAGAGCCCAAAUCCCAGGAGGAGGAACCCCAGCAGCCGGUCCCUGUCUCAGAGGCCUCCCGCCAGCGCUUCAGGCAGUUCCAGUACAGGGAUGCAGCUGGGCCCCACGAGGCCUUCAGCCAGCUCUGGGAGCUCUGCUGCCGCUGGCUGAGGCCCGAGAUCCAUCUCAAGGAGCAGAUCCUGGAGCUGCUGGUGCUGGAGCAGUUCCUGAAGAUCUUGCCCAGGGAGGCCCAGAGCUGGGUGCAGGCCCGCCACCCCGAGAGCGGUGAGGAGGCGGUGGCCUUGGUGGAGGAUUGGCAUCGAGAGGCCCACGCCGCACAGCAGCAGGAACUGGAAUCAUAUGCAGAGACCAGGUCCUUAAAGGCAAUGCAGGAAACACAGAGCUUCCAGCUGCAGCCGGCGGACCACUGGCCUGAGGGACAGGCUCAAAAGCAGUGGACGAAGAAUCCAGACUCUGACCUUCCCAAGUAUCUCAACGCCAAGGUGGUGCCACAGUCCUUGCAAGAGAGCACUGUUCUCACUCCCAGAGCCUCUGCUCUCCUGAAGAUGGGACACAUUAGCGAUUGGGAGGUGGCCCCUGAAUCCCAGAAAGCGCUGGGUCCGAGGGAAGAGGAGUCCCUCAAGGAGCCCCCAAGAGGAGACUGUGGGACCAGCGUGUCCUUGGGUGUUCUCAGUUCAAAACCAAAUAGCAUCUGCCGGCGGGAGCAAGCACCAGCAUUUUGGGGGACAAGCCUGAUAACCUCUGGGAAGAGGAGCACGGCAGGCGAUUACAGCGUGGGUCAUGAGCAAGCGCGACCAGCUCAGGCCCUGGCCUGGAGGGCCGCAAGGCCCUGGGAUGAGCAGUACCAGUGUGCCGUGGAGGACAUGAAGGUGUCAGGUGUGCACUGGGGCUAUGAGGAGACCAAGACUUUCCUGGCAAUCUUGAGUGAGUCUCCUUUCUCUGAAAAGCUCCGGACUUGUCACCAGAACCGACAGGUGUAUCGAGCCAUUGCAGAGAGACUAAGGGCACGGGGCUUCCUGCGGACCCUGGAGCAGUGUCGCUACAGGGUCAAAAAUCUCCUACGGAACUACCGGAAAGCCAAAAGCAGCCGCCCGCCCGGGACCUGCCCCUUCUACGAGGAGCUGGAGGCCCUGGUGAGGGCCCGGUCGGCCAUUAGAGCCACAGAGCGCCCAGGAGGGGCUGUGGCACUCCCUAGGCUGGGGGAUAGUGACGUGGAGGUAGAUGAGCAGGAGGAAGGGGGCUGGGAGCCUGAGGAAACAGCAGAAGACUGUAAUGGUGAUGACCUGGCCAGUGAUGAAUCCGUGCCGGGGCCCAGGAUCCCGGGGGGCCCGGCUCUCUUCCAGAGUCGUAUUGCAGGUGUGCACUGGGGCUACGAGGAGACCAAGGCUUUCCUGGCAAUUCUCAGCGAGUCUCCAUUCUCUGAAAAGCUUCGCACCUGUCACCAGAACAGCCAGGUGUACCGGGCUAUUGCAGAGCGGCUGUGCGCACUGGGCUUCCUGAGGACGCUGGAGCAGUGUCGCUACAGAUUCAAAAACCUCCUUCGAAGCUACCGGAAGGCCAAGAGCAGCCGCCCGCCAGGGACGUGCCCCUUCUAUGAGGAGCUGGAUUCGUUGAUGAGGGCUCGGACUUCAGUUAGAGCUAUAGGGACCCUGAGGGAGGCUGCAUGCUUCCUCCGGUCUGGGCCAAACAGUACCAAGGCUGAUGACCAAGAGGCCUGGGACGAGAUGGGAGAUGAGGAUGCCAUCAACCCCCCAGCCCCAUGUCCUAAAACCCUAGACACUGGUUUUGAAUUGAGGCAUGAGGAUGAAGACCAGAUUUUAGAGCAGGACAUUUUUGAAGAUUUGCCUGGAGGAUUGUCAAAAUGUACUACCGAGGAUGCCUGCCAAACGUAUGAUUGGGAAGAAGAGAGUGACAAUGAAAAUGAAGGUGAAAGACAAUGGGGAAAUCCCCUACAGGAACAGUGGGAGAAAUCUUCUUCCGAAGAGGACUUAGAAAAACUUAUCGACCAUCAAGGUCUCUACUUGACAGAGAAACCCUACAAGUGUGACACAUGUGUGAAGAGCUUCAGCCGGAGUUCCCACUUCCUUGCCCACCAGCGGAUCCACACCGGUGAGAAACCCUACCCAUGCCUGGAAUGUGGGAAAAGCUUUAGUGACCGCUCCAACCUCAACACCCACCAGCGAAUCCACACUGGAGAAAAGCCCUACAAAUGUCCUGAAUGUGGGAAAAGCUUUAGUGACCACUCCAAUCUCAUCACCCACCAGCGAAUCCACACUGGAGAAAAGCCCUACAAAUGCAGGGAAUGUUGGAAAAGCUUCAAUCAGAGCUCCAACCUGCUGAAACAUCAGAGAAUCCACUUUGGAGGAAAUCUUGACCACUGUCGUGAGCCUGGGGAAAGCUUUGUCCAGAGCUCAUCCUUUAGUGCUCACUGGAGGGACUCUAUCGAGACAUCUCCCGAACAGUCUCCAAGUGGAGGCAGCAUCAAUAAGACGUUAAAUUCCCCUGGGCUGUACAGCACCAACUCGGGGGAAAAGCUGUAUCAGUGCUCUGAUUGUGGAAGAAGCUUCUCGAAGAGCUCUGCCCUCCUUAGUCACCAAAGAAUGCAUUCGGGGGAGAAACCGUAUGACUGUGCUGAAUGUGGGAGAAGCUUCAGCAAGAGAACUACCCUGGCCAGCCACCAGCGAACUCACACUGGGGAAAAGCCAUACAAGUGUGGAGACUGUGGGAAAGGCUUCAGUGAGCGCUCCAAAUUGAUCACACACCAGAGGGUUCACACAGGAGAGAAGCCCUACAAAUGCCUCGAGUGUGGGAAGUUCUUCCGCGACCGUUCUAAUCUCAUUACUCACCAGAGGAUUCACACGGGAGAGAAGCCUUAUAAGUGUAGCGAGUGUGGGAAAUGCUUUAACCAGAGCUCCAGUCUUAUCAUUCAUCAGAGAAUCCACACAGGGGAGAAACCCUACAAGUGCACCGAGUGUGGCAAAGAGUUCAACAACAGCUCUCACUUCAGUGCCCAUCGAAGGACCCAUGUGGGAGGGAAAGCAUCAUAGGGAUCACCCCCCCUCCCCUAACAAAGGAGAGAGAAAUGGAUACUUAAACAACUCCCGAGAUCUUAAGAUAGAGGCUAGAAAGAAACAUUCCCAAUUUGGGGGGUUGGUGUAUAUCCAGGAAAGUUACUUUGGAAUAACACAAGUAAGUUGGACAUGAAUUAGAGAUACUAAGGAUCUAUCUUUGAAGGCAUUUUCCUUAAAUGUAAUUUGCUUUUCUCCUAUGAAACACACACACACACAAACCUCAGGUAGUCCUUACAUUUGCUUUUGUGUCCCUGGGUGGCUCAAAUGACUUUAACUUAACUAUUAACUUAAAAGAUUUGUGGUUUGGACCCACCCUGUGGCACUGGGGAAUAAAGACCUGGCGAUCUGAUUCCAUAAUGAUUACAGCCGAGCAAAACUCUACUCUGUAACACGUGGGGUUGCCAGGGGUUGGAUUUUGAAAGUUUUAUCAGUGUUUGAGCCAAACUGGUAACUGAGAACCUCCAGAGGUACCUCUGGGCUUGAGCAGAGCUCCUGGCCAUUGGUGUGCCUUUACACGCUGAGUGUACACACACCCAAUCCGUCAGUAGUGGUUCUUGUACAGGGCCACUUCCAUUUGGGGCUUAUGCUCAUGGGAGAACUUUGAGACUGGUGAAAUGGGCAUAGUUGAGUAAAGGGUACAGAUAACAGUGGCAUCACUGUAUGCUUAUACGCUAGCCAAAAGAGCCAGAACAUAAGCAUAUGCUGUUUGUCAGGCUCUGUGUUGAGCAUGACAUAGACCACCCCAUUGAAUUCUCACAACAAAACCCAGCAGGUGGGUACCUAUACUCCUUCCCAGAGGAGAAAACUGAGGCACCAAGAAGUUAAAUAGCUUUCCAUUCCCAUCUGAGAGUGUCAGAGGCAGGAUUCAACCAUAGCUGUCUGUCUCCAGAGCCUUUACUGCUACACUGAAUUAAUCCCUUUCACAGAAAGACAGGUAGCUCAGGUGCCAGGAUCUCAAAGCACUUUAUAAACUACAUUUCCUGUUAGAAUUCCUUUAUGUAGUCUCCUUUUAACAAAUGUAGAACUGAGACUCUAAAGAUUAAAGGACUUAGGACAACUGGA